This is a messenger RNA of Debaryomyces fabryi, 2094 nucleotides long. RefSeq lists its product as uncharacterized. The record is from RefSeq and is a predicted model, not a curated record. Lineage: Eukaryota; Fungi; Ascomycota; Pichiomycetes; Serinales; Debaryomycetaceae. The transcript has a single exon. Bases 1 to 2094 code for a protein of 697 amino acids.
AUGACUGAAGUUUCUCCUUCUUCAAAGAAAGUGGACGAUUUUUUGUCCAGUAUAUCCGAAUUAUCUCAAGAAAGAUUGAGGGAGGACCAGAAAAGACAGAGAGACUUGCAAAGAAAUAUUGAUGAUUUGAGACUGAGACUGAACAGUUCUUCUCCUAUUAAAGGUUCAUCGUAUCAGCCGCUGUUUUCGUAUAGUUCAACACGAGGACACGGUGAUAUUCCUCUGUUGAAGUUCAAUAGGAGUGGUAGACUGAAUAUUGAUCAUUUUUCAACAAGUAUAAAGAAUCUUGAAGAAGAUGCACCUCCUGAAAUGCCUCUGAGACCAAGUAGUGUCGGAAGACAGUACAGGAGUUCGAGACUAAUUGAGACACCACCUCCAAUGCCAAGAAGACCGGCCAAUGAAGACGAAGAAUCACCCCCUCCUAUGCCUCCUCGCAGAGACGUAAAGAGACCAGGCCCCACUAAACCUUCAAAACCUUCUGGAAUGUCAUCCAAAUUUGACAUAGAAUUAAUAAAUCCGGUUCCAAUAAAAGUUAAACCAGAGCUGCGGUUGAAGAAGGAUUUCAAAGAACCACCGUAUAAGCUGAAGUCUCCUUCAAACGAGGGUAACAAAUAUAGAUCGUUUACUGAAUUAGAAAAUGACAUUAAAAAGGGGUCUGAUUUAGGAGGAAAUACAAAAGAUAUGGUGGAAGAUAUUUUUUCCGUGAAUUCAAAAACUAAUCCUACUUCUAAGCCUAUUAAACCUAUAAAAUCGGACAAGCUUUCUACAAAGCUAACCGUUGAAGGCAAGGUCGAAAGAACACCGAAUAUAGUGCCGAAACCUACAUACCUCAGUGCGUUAUCGGCAACAAAGCACAACUCAGAUUCACGUCUGUUACAAUCAGCUUCAUCAGGUGCAAAACAGAGAUUUAUUCCAGAUCAUAAUGAUCCAAGCGAUGUAUCUAUAAUCAAACCGACUUCUCCUCAACGGGAGAAGAAGCAGAAUUCGUGGCUUGACAGUGCUAUAAAAAAGAGCGAUACAUUGGAGUCGCUGGUAAAGACAACUAAUAGCCAAAAGGAUUGGUCUAUUAAAAAUGCCAAACCAUUAGAGCCUUCUCUGUUCGCUACAAGUAAAUCACCCGAACCUCGCAGAUCUGACUUUAAAACACCUCCAAAGCCCCCUAAACCAUCCCUCGAAAAGUAUACUCGAACGGAGAAUGAACUUUUGAAAUCUCAAAUGCAAAAGUUAUCAUCAUCGACGAAUAGGGCUGCACCACCAAAGCCAGCCAAACCAUCAAUUUCGAAAUAUGAAGAGCAGGAUACGGAAAUCUUGAAGGCCCAAAUGCAGAAGCUUUCUCACGGCAAAAAUGCUCCUCCAAAGCCGUCGAAACCAUCUCCUAAGAAAUACCAGGAAGAGGAUAAUGCUAUUCUUAUUUCGCAAAUGAAGAAACUAGGCAAAAAAUCUAACCCAUCCAUUAUUCGUGAUUCUACAGACACAAACCCUGAGGGUUUGGCAGCAUUGGCCAAAUUGAAGCCUGUAAAAGCUGCUCCUCUAUCUCUGUCAAAAAUCGCCUCAUAUAACUCCAUGCCCGAGCCGACAAAGACAAUCGAAAGGAUGAAAACUUCUGACAGAUCCCUCAAAAGCGCAGCUUCUCCCGAAAGGCCUGUGGCUACAAAGUCUCCCUCAUCCUCCGACUUGAACGAAAACAAACCCCCUAAAACUCCUGCUUCGUUCCAAGAUCAGUUAUCAUCAAUUAUACGAGCCAGCACUGUACCGAAUGUUCGUGCAUCAAAGCCCGCAUCAAAUAUCCCCAGGGCCAAUACGCUACCCUUGCGUGAUGAAACUACCAAUGUGACUCAAUCUAAGCUUACACACCCUAACAAGGGCCGCUCAAAAGGUCCAAAGAGAAGGCUACCUAAGAAAAUGGCUAAUAACCCAUCUACGGUUGAAAACACUGGCAGUGCAGAUGUAACUGCAAAUACAGAUAAAAGUUCGACCCAAAUAAACGACUUUAAGCAGAAAAAAAUUCCUCCCCCAAUAAACAAGGCUUCAAAACAGAAAGCAUUGGAUAAUCUUAAACCAAGCCGUAACUUUAGUGGAGAAUUAUUUAUUUAA